This is a messenger RNA of Xenopus laevis (African clawed frog), 3130 nucleotides long. RefSeq names its product p21 protein (Cdc42/Rac)-activated kinase 3 S homeolog (gene pak3.S). The record is from RefSeq and is a predicted model, not a curated record. Bases 382 to 2076 code for a protein of 564 amino acids. Gene Ontology annotation, cellular component: cytoplasm. Gene Ontology annotation, molecular function: ATP binding; transferase activity; kinase activity. Lineage: Eukaryota; Metazoa; Chordata; Amphibia; Anura; Pipidae. The transcript has 16 exons.
CUAGCUGUGCUGUGUGUGCCUCUAUCAGCUGUCCUGCCUCUAUCUCUCUCUCCCAGCUGUGCUGGCUGUCCCUGUCAGCUGUCCGUCUCUCUGUUAGCUCUGUAGUGAGUGUCCCCGCUGUGCUGCAUGUGUGUGUCUGUGUGUGUCUGUGCGUGGCGGCUGUGCAGUGUGCAUGCAGGAAGGAUCACUUCCGCCCGGCUGCAGGAACAAGAAGUCGGAGCAUCUACCGCACAUCAGAACGAGCUUAUUGUCUGUGUCAUGGGGAGCAGCAGAUGAGCCACUGAAGCGCUCCUUAGUCGCUCGAGGAGGGACCGUCUGUACAGCCUGGCAGUGGAGAGCAGCGAGAGGGCACCGGCAAGGAGGCUGUGAGGAGUGCUGAAGAUGUCCGAUAGUGUGGAUAUUGAAGAAAAACCUCCAGCUCCCCCUCUGAGAAUGAAUAGUAACAACCGCGAUUCUUCAGCAUUGAAUCACUGCUCCAAACCACUUCCUAUGGCCCCAGAGGAGAAGAACAAGAAAGCCAGGCUGCGCUCCAUUUUCCCAGGAGGAGGGGAUAAAACCAACAAGAAGAAAGAAAAGGAACGCCCUGAAAUAUCACUCCCUUCCGAUUUUGAACACACUAUCCACGUUGGAUUUGAUGCUGUUACGGGAGAAUUCACUCCAGAUCUCUUUGGUUCACAGAUGGGCACAGGGAAACUCCCAGAGGGUAUCCCAGAACAAUGGGCACGACUACUCCAAACCUCAAAUAUAACCAAACUGGAGCAGAAAAAGAAUCCUCAGGCAGUAUUAGAUGUCCUUAAAUUUUAUGAUUCCAAAGAGACUGUGAACAACCAGAAGUAUAUGAGCUUUACAUCUGGAGAUAAAAGCGCACAUGGAUACAUAGCUGCCCACUCUUUGAAUGCAAAGACUGCGUCUGAACCUCCUCUGGCACCUCCAGUUUCAGAAGAAGAGGAUGAAGAAGAGGAAGAGGAGGAAGAUGACAAUGAGCCCCCACCUGUUAUUGCCCCUCGCCCUGAGCAUACAAAAUCGAUCUACACCCGAUCUGUUAUUGAACCAGUUGCAUUAACUGCACCAGCUAAAGAAGCCCCCACUUCCCCUGUGACCCCCCAGCCAGAAAAUUCAAACUCAAGCACGAGCACUUUGUAUAGGAAUACUGACCGGCAACGUAAAAAGUCCAAGAUGACAGAUGAAGAGAUCCUGGAGAAAUUACGAAGUAUUGUCAGUGUGGGGGAUCCAAAAAAGAAAUACACCAGAUUUGAAAAGAUUGGCCAGGGGGCAUCAGGUACAGUGUACACAGCAAUAGACAUCGCUACAGGACAGGAGGUAGCGAUUAAGCAAAUGAACCUGCAACAGCAGCCCAAAAAAGAAUUAAUUAUUAACGAGAUCUUGGUCAUGAGGGAAAAUAAAAAUCCCAACAUUGUGAAUUAUUUAGACAGUUAUCUGGUUGGGGAUGAACUCUGGGUAGUGAUGGAAUACCUGGCUGGUGGUUCUCUGACAGAUGUUGUUACAGAGACUUGCAUGGAUGAAGGACAGAUUGCAGCCGUCUGUCGAGAGUGCCUACAAGCCCUGGACUUUUUACAUUCAAACCAGGUCAUCCAUAGAGAUAUAAAAAGUGACAACAUUCUACUUGGCAUGGAUGGAUCAGUAAAGCUUACUGAUUUUGGUUUCUGUGCUCAGAUUACACCUGAGCAGAGUAAACGAAGCACAAUGGUUGGAACACCCUACUGGAUGGCUCCAGAAGUAGUAACAAGGAAAGCCUAUGGCCCAAAAGUGGACAUCUGGUCUUUAGGCAUCAUGGCCAUAGAAAUGGUAGAAGGAGAACCCCCUUACCUUAAUGAAAACCCUCUCAGAGCAUUGUAUCUGAUAGCCACAAAUGGCACCCCUGAACUGCAGAACCCAGAAAGACUGUCGGCCAUAUUUCGAGAUUUUCUUAACCGAUGUUUAGAGAUGGAUGUGGACAGGAGAGGCUCUGCUAAGGAGCUUUUACAGCAUCCAUUUCUAAAACUAGCCAAGCCGCUGUCUAGCCUGACCCCACUGAUCAUAGCAGCAAAGGAAGCCAUUAAAAAUAGCAGCCGCUAGCAGUGCCGUCCACUGGCUGUAUCACCCCACAGAAGAACUCGUCAGACUCAGUAAAACCUCAUCUCUUCAUGCAGCAGGAUCAGAGCUGAUUAACUGGACUUCCAACACUUGGAGAUGCAGCUCGCUACAAGGCACUUGUGUCUUCUUCCUGCCCUUGGAUCCCAUAAACUCCGUUUUUUCUUUUUUUAUGUAGGGCCAGAUCUGCAAAUUUUGGGGGUGUUGGAAACUGGUGCUGUAAACUCGCACCCUAAUUCUGUGCAGAAACUCACCUUGGACUGACUACUUUCAUAACAGACAGUUCAUUUUCUGGUAUCUUGUUUGCUUUGUAUUAAAAGAAAAAACUUAAAGGGUACUACUGCAUUUUCAACAUGCACCACCGUAACAGGCUCCAGAAGGUCCAUAUAGGCUGCCUGUUUUAAUUCUAGUCUGCAGUCUGUUGUCUGUUUCAGCACAGGGUCUGUUUACAUUCAUUAAUUUAAUUAAGAUCUGCAUGUAAACACAACCAUUCUUUAGGGGUAUUAAGGUGAAUUUGUUGAGAAGAUGGUCCAGCUUUAAGAACAGAGCAAGUAAUGCAGUUGGAAUGGUAGUGGGCCAUCUGUUGCUGAACUAACCUGGAACAUUAUGCUUUGCUUUCCUGGCAGUGACAAGGUCAGCAGCCUGAAUCUAUGGCACAAAGUAAAGUUACAGAUACGGUAUGGCGAAGGAAGGGCUCUAGCUAGGUAUUUAUUUAAUUUGCUUUUAUAACGGUACGCACAUCUAAAACACACCUUCUCUUAAUGUUGUCUUGUACUUUAGGGGGCUCUAUGGCUUUUUCUCCAGAAUAUAGGAAACUGAAGUGAUUUAUUCCAUUAGGACCUCUAUGUAUACUCAUUAAGGCUUCUUUAAUACGUUUCCAGCAGAUGCAUGUGUCUUUUUUUACCUUCUUUUGUUUUCUGUGGGAAACAUGAGUUGUGCCUUUCGCCAAGAUUGGUUACCCCCCCCCACGAGUCAUACAUAUUUUAUGGAGGGGCAUUUGUGGAUUAUGUGGGGUACAACCGACAACCACUUUUGUUUU